CGGAGAAAGAUGCCAGAACCAGCAAAGUCCGCCCCGAAGAAGGGCUCCAAGAAAGCGGUGACCAAGAGCGCCGCAAAGGGAAGCAAGAAGAGGAGAACAAAGAGAAAGGAGAGCUACGCCAUCUACGUGUACAAGGUGCUGAAGCAGGUCCAUCCCGACACCGGCAUCUCGUCCAAGGCCAUGGGCAUCAUGAACUCGUUCGUCAGCGACAUCUUCGAGCGGAUCGCCGGCGAGGCCUCCCGCCUGGCUCACUACAACAAGCGCUCCACCAUCACCUCCAGGGAGAUCCAGACCGCUGUCAGGCUGCUGCUGCCCGGUGAGCUGGCCAAGCACGCCGUGUCCGAGGGCACCAAGGCCGUCACCAAGUACACCAGCUCCAAGUAAAGCUUCACUGCUUAACAUCAACACAACGGCUCUUUUAAGAGCCACACACGUCAUCUGCAGAGCUGCUCAUCCACUGGAAGCUGUCAUCUGGAGGAUCAAACUCAAAAUUAUUUCAUAUUCCGAUAGAGAUUAAAAACCUUGCUUUACUGGCAGAUUGCUCUCAUGUUUUCAUUGAGGCAUUAACAAUAAAUUUACGGCUCAAAUUGGUAUCUGAUUAUUCUGUUCACAAACAUUUGAUUAAACAGUCAACUGUCUGUUGCUGGAGUUUUCACAAUAUUAAAGUGUGACCUGCUGACCACAAUCAAUGUUAA
Molecule: messenger RNA, 695 nt
Organism: Acanthochromis polyacanthus (spiny chromis)
Lineage: Eukaryota; Metazoa; Chordata; Actinopteri; Pomacentridae
Product: histone H2B-like
Exons: 1
Coding region: 10-384 (124 amino acids)
Cellular component (GO): nucleosome
Molecular function (GO): protein heterodimerization activity; DNA binding; structural constituent of chromatin
Source: RefSeq, a predicted model, not a curated record